AAGCGGCCGGACCUCAGCUACCCCGAGAUUCACAAUGGGUCGUGUUAUUCGCAACCAGAGAAAGGGCCGUGGCUCCAUCUUCACGGCCAACACGCGCCUGAACAAGGCCCCGGCCAAGUUCCGCACCCUCGAUUACGCCGAGCGCCAUGGCUACGUCCGCGGUAUCGUGAAGGACAUCAUCCACGACCCUGGUCGUGGUGCUCCUCUCGCCAAGGUCCAGUUCCGCCACCCCUACAAGUACAAGCAGGUCACCGAGACCUUCAUCGCCAACGAGGGCAUGUACACCGGCCAGUUCAUCUACGCCGGCAAGCGCGCUGCUCUGACCGUCGGCAACGUCCUGCCCGUCGGUGAGAUGCCCGAGGGUACCGUUGUCUCCAACGUCGAGGAGAAGAUUGGCGACCGUGGCACUCUGGGCCGCAACUCUGGUGGCUACAUCACCAUUGUCGGCCACAACCCCGACGAGGGCAAGACCCGUAUCAAGCUGCCCUCUGGCGCCAAGAAGGUCGUCCACUCCCGAUCCCGAGGAAUGAUCGGCAUCGUUGCCGGUGGUGGCCGAACUGACAAGCCUCUGUUGAAGGCUUCUCGUGCCAAGCACAAGUUCGCUGUCAAGCGUAACAGCUGGCCCAAGACUCGUGGUGUUGCCAUGAACCCCGUGGACCACCCUCACGGUGGUGGUAACCACCAGCACAUUGGUAAGGCCUCUACCAUCUCACGGUAUGCCGUGCAGGGACAGAAGGCCGGUCUCAUUGCCGCCAGAAGGACGGGUCUGCUCCGUGGUACUCAGAAGACGAAGGAGUAA
Messenger RNA from Trichoderma reesei QM6a, 799 nucleotides. RefSeq lists its product as uncharacterized. The transcript has 5 exons. NCBI's taxonomy places the organism in Eukaryota, Fungi, Ascomycota, Sordariomycetes, Hypocreales, Hypocreaceae. Gene Ontology annotation, cellular component: ribosome; cytosolic large ribosomal subunit. The record is from RefSeq and is a predicted model, not a curated record. Bases 35 to 799 code for a protein of 254 amino acids. Gene Ontology annotation, molecular function: RNA binding; structural constituent of ribosome. Gene Ontology annotation, biological process: cytoplasmic translation.